GCAGGCCGCUCGGGUUUGUUUUGCUGGGCGGCCGCCGCCGCGGGCCCGGAGCUCAUUUGUGCCUGGCUGGUCCCCGCGCUCCCCGGUGCCGAGCCGGAGCCGUUGGCCGCUCGCGCGCUUGGCUCUCUCCCUUAGUAACAGCUCCCCUCCUGCUUCGGUGCUGUGCCCUGCCCCCGCGCCCCUCCCCCGCCGGACCCGCCGCCCGGCUGUCAGCGCCAGCACCCCAGGGCGCCUCGGGGUGCCCACGGCGGCCAGGAGGGGAGCGCCGCGCGUCCGGGAGGGGAAAGCGUCGCCAAGCAGCCUCAGCGACUUGUGUUUGGUGGUCAGAUACCCAGUUGUACAUCCUCACAUCAAUGCACUGCCAAUGGGUUAUAUCCUGUGUUGUGACCUCAUGGUUUAAGUGGGAAUAAAGAUGAGUAUAAGCAGUGAUGAGGUCAACUUCUUGGUAUAUAGGUACUUGCAAGAGUCAGGAUUUUCUCAUUCUGCAUUUACCUUUGGUAUAGAGAGCCAUAUAAGUCAAUCCAAUAUAAAUGGUGCCCUUGUCCCACCUGCCGCAUUGAUCUCUAUCAUCCAGAAAGGCCUACAGUAUGUAGAGGCAGAAGUUAGCAUAAAUGAGGAUGGCACCUUAUUUGAUGGUCGACCCAUUGAGUCUCUGUCCCUGAUAGAUGCUGUUAUGCCCGAUGUAGUCCAAACAAGACAACAAGCCUACAGAGACAAGCUUGCACAGCAGCAUGCAGCCGCCGCUGCAGCUGCUGCUGCAGCCACUAACCAGCAAGGGUCUGCAAAGAAUGGAGAGAACACAGCAAAUGGGGAGGAGAAUGGAGCACACACCAUCACAAAUAAUCACACUGAUAUGAUGGAAGUAGAUGGGGAUGUUGAAAUUCCUCCCAACAAAGCAGUUGUGCUACGGGGCCAUGAAUCUGAGGUUUUCAUCUGUGCCUGGAACCCUGUUAGUGAUCUCCUGGCAUCAGGGUCUGGAGACUCCACAGCAAGAAUAUGGAAUCUUAGUGAAAACAGCACGAGUGGUCCCACACAGCUGGUGCUUAGGCAUUGCAUACGGGAAGGAGGACAGGACGUUCCCAGCAACAAGGAUGUCACUUCUCUAGAUUGGAAUAGUGAAGGUACACUUCUAGCAACUGGGUCAUAUGAUGGAUUCGCCAGAAUAUGGACUAAAGAUGGUAAUCUUGCCAGUACCUUGGGACAGCAUAAAGGCCCUAUAUUUGCAUUAAAAUGGAAUAAGAAAGGAAAUUUCAUUCUAAGUGCUGGAGUAGAUAAGACUACCAUUAUUUGGGACGCACACACUGGUGAAGCCAAGCAGCAGUUUCCUUUCCAUUCAGCCCCAGCACUGGAUGUUGACUGGCAGAGCAACAACACCUUUGCGUCUUGUAGUACAGACAUGUGCAUUCAUGUCUGCAAAUUAGGACAAGACAGACCUAUCAAAACAUUCCAGGGACACACGAAUGAAGUAAACGCUAUCAAAUGGGACCCAACUGGCAAUCUCCUCGCCUCGUGUUCAGAUGACAUGACCUUGAAGAUUUGGAGUAUGAAGCAAGAUAACUGUGUCCAUGAUUUGCAAGCACAUAAUAAAGAAAUUUAUACCAUUAAAUGGAGUCCAACAGGACCAGGAACAAAUAAUCCAAAUGCCAACCUUAUGCUAGCAAGUGCAUCCUUUGAUUCUACAGUUAGGUUAUGGGACGUAGACCGAGGGAUUUGCAUUCAUACUUUAACAAAACACCAAGAGCCUGUUUACAGUGUGGCUUUCAGUCCUGAUGGGAGGUAUCUGGCAAGUGGUUCUUUUGACAAAUGUGUGCACAUCUGGAACACACAGACAGGUGCUUUAGUUCACAGUUACAGGGGAACAGGUGGGAUUUUUGAAGUUUGCUGGAAUGCAGCAGGAGACAAAGUUGGAGCCAGUGCAUCAGAUGGUUCAGUUUGUGUCUUAGACCUUCGGAAAUAGCGUUACUAGUUGGAAGCCAUGGACCGACUAUGAAUGUGUACAUAGCCACAAGACUAUCCCUGACCCACAUACUGCUAUAGUCCCACUUGAACCAUGGCCAGUCCACUACAGCCAAAUGUAAGAGAAGUAUAUACAUGCAGUGUAUAUGAACACAGCUGCACCCUGAAGAUGACAGUCUCAUCCCAGCCUGUGAAUUCUGCUCACCAUGUGCUGGGAUCUAACCUGCUGUGCCCCUAAGUAGCGUUUAGAAGUCUGGAUAUGGAAAGCAGAAGAGAUGGACAAUGCGUUAUAAGAGCAAACCACACAUGUACCAGUUUUGGAUAUUAAUGACAGCCUUGUUUCUCCCCUUUAAAUCAUCAGACACCAUGGAUUAUAUUCUUUUCCCCCUUCAGUAGUGCGCAGUUUGUAUGUACAGAGAACGUGGACUUAUCAAAAAACUCGCGGCAGUAGUUUGUUCUUGCUUUCAAGUUUGUUUUGGUUUAGAUUAUGGAUGCAUGAAAUAAGGGAGUGAAUCAUAUUCUUUUACUUUUCCUCAUCUUUUAAACAAAGAAAUCUUAAAAAAUAUUUUACUGCAUUCUUUGGAAAAGGUAGAUGUUUGGUACAUUUUAUGGCUCCCAGAGCAUAUAUUCAGUUGGUGCAUAUUUUGGGGAAGUUGACAUUAAAGGAAACCACAUGACAUCUGUCAUGUCACUCUAAGACACAUCAGCAAAGGGUAUUACGUUAUCUUUUGUUUUGAUUUUCUUUGUGUGUGUGUGUGAAAUGGCUUAAUUAAAAUAGUUUCUUCUUGGGGACAUAUUUCUGCCAAUUUAAGAAUAGAAGGGCACAAUUUUUUUUUUCUUAAUAACAUAAAGAAGAGAGAUUAAAAAAACAAAAACUUUCCAAUGUUUCGUAGCCAUAGCUAAAUUAUGGUCAAAAUGUGCACUAUUGUGAGAAGGGGCAAUGUAGUUUGGGGCUUUUUUUUUUUUUUUUUUUUUUUUUUAAUUAACCACUUGUCUGUUUUUACUUGUUUCUUAAGAGAUUAAAAUGUUUCUGGAUAAGGAUUAGCUUCUCAAAGUGUCCAUCAUUCUGUAUAGAAGCUUAAAUACGUAAUGUAACCAGAUUCCAGUAUUAAAAAAAAAAAAAAAUCUGUUAGUUUUCUUUUUACAAAGCAAGAUUACAAGAUUACAGCAUAUAACACUGCCAUCACAUGGCAAAAUGCUUGCUACCUUAGUUUUAAAAAUAACUCUUAAAGGCUUGCUUCCAGGUGUUUUUGAGUAGCAAUGACUGAGGAUUUAGGGAGAAGUGUGGCUGCUGUGCCACUCUGCCCUAGUCUGUGGCGUCAAGGCUGCACUUUGUCAAAGCAAUGUAGAUCUAAGCUGCUGCUUUCCAGUAAUCACUACUACAUCAUGUCUUUUACUCUGUUCAUAUCAAGUUUUUAAAGAUAUAGGUACCCAAUCAGCUAAAAGUAAAACCUACAAAUAUUCACCAGAGGCUGUUUGUGAAGGUGGUUAAACAGGACAGUUGAGAUUAACAGAACCAAGGCAUGUUGGUUCUGAAGAAAAUAGUUGUCAAAUUUAUAUCUUUAAAUUUUUAUUAAGAAAGUGCUUAGCAGAUUUAUAACACUAUUUGUGUCCGUAGUUAUUUUGCGGCCUUUGACUCCUAAGUCCCACCCUUUGUCAAACCCAGCUCUGCAGCUGCAAUGCUUGGUAUCUGCUGCUUUGCUCUUUAUAAAACAGCAUUGAUUGAUGGAAGUCUUGGCUUCACUAAGGUAGGGUGGCAUUUGCUUUUGGUAAAGAAGAUGAAUACACUUAAAUUUUACUCUGCAUUGUUAUAUCUCCCCCAUUGUUGUUAGUGGGGACUAUGAUACUGUAAUAAUAUUUUUAAAAUUUGCAUCCAGAGAGGCAGUCAUUUAUGGUUUGUGCCAGGUGGUUUUUUUAAGGUUGGAUCACACUGAGAGAUUUAGAGCUCACUGCUCUGGUAUUCUGUAGGAAAUCUACAAUGCUGAGUGUCUGGCACUUGAGAUUCUGCUUUUACUGCCAGGGGGUCACAUCUGUUGGCCUCUGUUGUUGCUGUUUAAAAAAAAUAUAUAUAAAAAUAAAAAAUCUGUGCAAUAAUUUAUAAAUGUGCUCCCAGGAAUAGACACAAAAGUUUUCAGUAUGCCUAAGCUGCAUUUCCUUCAGCGAUGCAUUUGUCAGUUGCACUGAAUCUAACCUAGUCAGAGGUGAUUGCUGAUAGUGCUUUUGUAUUUUGAUAUGGACAUUUUAUUCAUUUGCAUACAGUCAUUGACAUUCUUCCCAGCUGAUUCAAAGACAGUCACAAACCUGCAAUACAGCUGCCAUAAUAACAGUUUUUAUGAUAUUGUCUUGCUUCCUGUUGGGUGUGUUUGUUGGUUUCUUUUCCUAAUUUUUUGGCUAUUUUACUUUAGCACCUAGCUGUGAUUUCUAACAGAGUGUGAGUGCAGAGCUUUGCUAUUCUAAGGCCUCAGGUUUUCCUGUGCAGGCUUGUCUGAAGGUGUCCAUCUUUAGGCUGGUUCUUCAUGAGCAUAGAACUGUGUGCUUUGCUGCUGUUCUCACUGUCACUGUAGCCUGCUGACGUGCCACAAUGCUGCUCCACAGACACCGCCCGGUGUGUCCACCAGAGCAGUCAGUUGAUCGCGGGAGACCAUGUUUCACAGCAUAUGAAAUUCUGUCUUGUUCUUACUUUCCCUCUUGUCUUUCUCUGAGAGCUUACUCUGAAGAGUCAUGGAGUGUAGUAGUCUUUAUAUGGUGUUCAUUUAGAUCAUUGUUUUAUAUUCUACUGUAAGCAACCUAAUCAUAAGGAAAGAGAAUAAGGAGACUUUAAAUGAAUACUUUUUGAUUAAAGUAGAAUAGAGGGAGCAAGCUGCCACCCAUAAAAGGCAUGAAGGGAUCUGCUCUCCAUGUGGGAGACCCCUGGAGAAGUAGUUUUGCCCCAUUCCCAUUUUCUGUGAUCAGGUAAUAUUAUUCACUUUCAAAUGUCUUUAGGAGUGGUAAGUGGAAUAAUAGAUCUUAGAGUAUAGCAAAUUCUGUUUUCAUAAGUUAUCCUCUAGGUGAGUAUGUUUUAGGAUUAAACACCUUUUACAGAUACUGAAAGUGCCUCCUUUUAUGGUAUUUAAAAAAAAAAAACCAACAAAUUAUGGUGCAAAAAGUAAUAGAUUGAAUCACAUGAAGGUUUUUUGCUUUUUGACAUAAAAAUGUCAAGAGACAGGCCAAAGAUUUGUACUUUUCACUUAUAAAGCACUCCUUUUUUCCUUAAGAUUAUUUCUGUCAAAUCAGAUUUAAUGAGAGAGUACUAUUUUUAAGGAGCUAUCUGUUUAUGUAGAAUGAUUUUGUUUAAAAAGAGUAAUGUAGACUAUGAAUGAGGAGCAGAGGCCCAUGGAGGACUGGGCAUUCUGCUGGUGAAAGGAAUCAUAGAUGACCAGGCUUCUGCAAGCAGACAUGAUCAGUUUGACCAGAUGCAUAGGAAAACCAUCUCAGACAGUGCUGUCUUGCUCUUUAAAAGACCAUUUAUGUUUUUGUAAGUGCAUUGCACAUUUCCACAAAAGCUGGAUUCCCACGAGCUAAGAGUGGUACUUGCACAGUUGCUGCAAAAAUCCUGCCUCCGUGGACCAACAUCGUGGCACACCAGCAAAAGCCAGCAUUUAGGGGCUCGCAGCUAGCCUACAGAGACCCUGGGGGUGGUUUUGUUUGUUUUGAUACCCUCCUUUUGUUUGAAAUCAGCAAGGACGGAAGGUAUGAACUACUCCUUCCAGUAAUAGCUCUGAAGUGUCUGUCACAUUUAAUACCAGUUGUUUAAUACAUGAUUCUAGUUGAAUGUAGAAGGGAGAAAAAAAAGGAAGUGCUCACAUUUUUAAUCCACUCAUUCAGAAUGUGAUCUCUUCUCUAGCAGUUCUGAGGUGUUCAUAGCAUAUAGCAUUCUUUAUUUCUGCCCUCUGUGACAGUGUUGAAGAAGGGUGAAGGCUUUUUUUUUUUUUUUUUUAAACCUAGCAAGCUGUUUAUCAUGUUUUCUUUGGAAUUUCUGGAUAAGUUGGAGAGGAAAAAUUCUGCAUGUUGUAUCUGGUGUACUUUUUCAUCUCAUUACAGACAGGUAGACUCCAUCCUUAAAUUCAGAAAUGGUUUUCUCUCCCGACUUUGACAUUGUCACUAUAUAGAAUGUUUUCAUUUGGAUUUUGGCAAAUCCUUUGGGUCUAAUUCUGUGAGCAUACCUUAGCAGUGGGUGAUGAUGUCUGCAUCCUUUCUUUAGUUUCCCAGUUACCUUAAAGCUGUUAUAAAGUGUAAACCAGCCUAUGACAGUUUUUGUACAUGUUAAGGAACUUUAUUGUUCAGUUUUCAUGAUGAUUGUGUAAGGAAGACUGAUACAGACGUCUGUCUCUCCUGGACCAUGUCAAUGACACUUACUAUGUAUUUUGGUUCCACAUCACGAUGAUUUGUCCCCAAUGACCCUUUGACCCUUUCCAGGCACAUUUUUUUUAUGUGUGUUGUUGCAGUUUCCCCUUUGCAUUGUAUUGCUUUGAAAACUGUAAUUUGAAUCAGAUCUGAAAGAGGUCCAGAAUAAAGUAUAUUUUGAUAUUA
Phodopus roborovskii (desert hamster) is the source of this 6525-nucleotide messenger RNA. RefSeq names its product TBL1X/Y related 1 (gene Tbl1xr1). The record is from RefSeq and is a predicted model, not a curated record. Gene Ontology annotation, molecular function: transcription corepressor activity; protein binding. Gene Ontology annotation, biological process: regulation of transcription by RNA polymerase II. The transcript has 16 exons. Gene Ontology annotation, cellular component: histone deacetylase complex. The coding region runs from base 413 to 1957 and encodes 514 amino acids. Lineage: Eukaryota; Metazoa; Chordata; Mammalia; Rodentia; Cricetidae.